Tuber aestivum (summer truffle) is the source of this 989-nucleotide messenger RNA. Lineage: Eukaryota; Fungi; Ascomycota; Pezizomycetes; Pezizales; Tuberaceae. The record is from the annotation of a GenBank genome assembly.
AUACCACAUACAUAUAAGUUACAAGGGCACAUAUCACUCCAGGGAGACUCCACAUCUUAUCACUCGCCAUAAAUCCACGGCUCGCCAGGCCAUCGUCGACGCAGAAACCACCUCUCCCCCAACAAUCGAAGCAAUCUUUCGGCAUGUCUAAGCCCAUCGGAUUGGGGGGUAAGGGGGGAGGAAAUUGGGGGCCUCCAACGAGCAAUCUUGGUCGGAAGAAGGCCGGACCGGUUGUAGAUGGUGUGAAAAAAGCUGCGAGAUACCCACCUGGUAGGGUGGCUGAUGCAGAGAUUAUCAAAUACCAGAAGGAUGGGGGAUACCUUAUCCCCAAGGCCCCAUUCAACCGUCUCUGCCGGGAAAUUGUCUCUGACUUACCGUUAGAUCAGCGACUUCGCUUGCAGGGGUCUGCCAUUGAAGCCGCUCAGGCUGCGACAGAGGAAUAUAUGGUGCUCAUUAUGGCUGGUAAGUUUAUCUUUGAUGUAACUAAGAUAUUAUUUGCUAAUAUACUUUUCAUAGCUGCUGGACUGGGGGCUGCCCAUGCCUCCCGUGCUACUGUCCAGGCCUCCGACAUAACGCUGGUGGUUAAUAUUCUUCGUGUGAUGGCAGGGGAGGCGGAUAAACAGAAUACGGAGCAGGAGGGUGAGGCUGAGGAGGAUGACGAUGGUGGAGAGGGGCCUUGGGGGGAUAGUGGUGAAGACGAGGAGGAAUAAAAUUAGCUUAGCAUGAUAGAUAGAAAAUAAGCAGGUUAGAAAUCAGCAAAAUAUACAGCGGUUUCCUUCUUUGAAUCUCCCUCCUUCCGUCUCGCGCACACCUAUCUCUCACAAUCGGCACCUCAUAACAACAACUUCCAGGGCAUGUAUUACACUAGUCUAGUUUUGAAUGUUGAAGAUUAACCUUGUAGACCUCUCCUAGGUCACCGGUCUUGUUCCCCUCGGCAAGGGUAGUGGUCAUCAGCUAGCUUUCCCCACCGAUCCGUCUCAGCAUGUACA